Messenger RNA from Phytophthora nicotianae INRA-310, 429 nucleotides. RefSeq lists its product as hypothetical. The transcript has 3 exons. The record is from RefSeq and is a predicted model, not a curated record. The coding region runs from base 1 to 429 and encodes 142 amino acids. Lineage: Eukaryota; Oomycota; Peronosporomycetes; Peronosporales; Peronosporaceae.
AUGCCGAUGUGCACGGGUCGCAGGAUGCCGGGGCAUGCUGGUGAAAGCACCGCGGUCUCUGAGCUACUCCAUCAAAAAGGCCAGCAGCAUUGUCGAGACUCGGGUCCCGUUGAUGACGGGCAAUGUAUGCGUUCACAGCUACAUGUUUCACAUUACGAGUUGCAGGUUGCAGCACAACCUCGCAGUGCUUCCGAGAUAACUAUCCAGUGUUUUUCCUGGUGUCGUGCGGACCCGAAAAACCAGCGGCCGUCAUCUCCAACUGCGCUCAGAAAGCGUCAUCGCGGCCCGAGCUGUAAUGCAUCCGCGUUCCCAGCUGCGGACGCGGAUGCUGCGCCGAAAAAGCAGAAAUCGGUCAUAAAUCAUCGUCGUGGAGAAGCGCAGGUGGCGCCGCCUGGUGGAUGUGCUCGUGUCAAUGUGUCCAACCGAUGA